CCUGUGCACGUCCUACGUCUCUCACGCGCAGCACCAGACCGCAGGCGGAGGAGGAUGGCGCUGCUGGCGAUGAGCUUGGGGCUGGUGCUGCUGGCCACGCACCUGGCAGCCUCUCUGAACAAUCAAUUUGGUCAUCCUUCAGGAUAUAGAACACCAAACUGUAAUCAAUAUAGAUUACCAGGAUGUCCCAGAGACUUUAACCCUGUCUGUGGAAGCGACAUGUCCACUUAUGCCAACGAGUGUACUCUGUGCAUGAAAAUCAGGGAAGAUGGUCAUGAUAUAAAAAUAAUCCGAAGUGGACCGUGCUGAUGGAGCAUUUUACAGAAGAGAAAUUGGAGAAACCACCUUCAACUACACACUAGAUGAACUGCAUUUUCUCUUUUUCUCUUUUCCUAUGUUUCUUUGCAUGAGAUUUGUUAACUCACGUUUUCCGAGAGGAGAUGUGGAAGACAACCAUGUGCAGUAACUGAUGAUUAAAGCAAAAAACAAAACAAAACAAAAUCGUUGUUUCUUGGCUUUUGCCCCUUGAGUCAAGCUUAUUGCUCAGGUGGCUUGUGCAUUGCUUUAUUUAGUUGGAAUAAA
Messenger RNA from Myotis daubentonii (Daubenton's bat), 582 nucleotides. It is a transcript of the gene SPINK2, whose product is annotated as serine peptidase inhibitor Kazal type 2. Gene Ontology annotation, biological process: negative regulation of serine-type endopeptidase activity; spermatid development. The record is from RefSeq and is a predicted model, not a curated record. Gene Ontology annotation, molecular function: serine-type endopeptidase inhibitor activity; protein binding. Lineage: Eukaryota; Metazoa; Chordata; Mammalia; Chiroptera; Vespertilionidae.